GUGAUUCCAGAAUCAAAGAUCCAGUAUGGCGGAAUCUGUCAGCUGGCGUUUCGGGAGAAUAAACACGACUGUGUGUGAUUCCGCAUCUGCUGAUAUACGCUGUUGUGUGGAUUAGUCAAGAGAAGGAAACCGCUGUCUUACUGGAAGUCCGAUUGAAGUUUUGCAACAUUUGGAUCUGCAGCUGAAAAUCAUGAGUCAAAGUCAUUCAGAGUCUCAGGUGGGUGAGUCGGUGAAGAUGUUGAAGCUGUCAGCGUUUGAUCACAUUCCUGCAGUUGAGUUGAGUUCAGCACUGCCUGUGCGAGUUCCUCCUGCGGCGAUCCCGAUGGACCUGCGUGUGGACACGUCACCGGCGUUGGACUCGACUCGUCGUGAGCAGCAGGAACUGAUGACGCUCAAACACAAGCAGCAGGUGCAGCGGCGGAUCCUUAUCGCAGAGUUUCAGAGACAACAAGAGCAGUUGUCACGACAACACGAGGCGCAGCUACAGGAACACAUGAAGCAUCAGCAGGAUCUUCUGGCCCUCAAACAUCAGCAGGAGCUUCUGGAGCAUCAGAGGAAGACGGAGCAGCAGCAUCUGGAGCAGGACAUGGAGAAACACCAGCGAGAACAGAAGCUUCAGCUGCUCAAGAACAAAGAGCGCGGUCAGGAGAGUGCGGUGGCCAGUACAGAAGUGAAGAUGCGACUGCAGGAGUUUGUUCUGAAUAAAAAGAAAGCGCUCGUUCAGCGCAGUCUCAAUCACUGCAUCACCAGCGACCCGCGCUACUGGAAAACUCAGCACAGUUCUUUAGAUCCUCGUCAGACAGCCGUCAGUACAUACAGUCAGAUUGCCAUGGGCGUCUACGAGUCUAAAGAUGACUUUCCUCUUCGCAAAACAGCAUCGGAGCCGAAUCUUAAGCUGCGUUCUCGCCUGAAGCAGAAAGUGACGGAGCGGCGGAGCAGCCCAUUACUGUGGCGGAAAGACAGCCCCAUCAACAUGAUGAAGAAGCGCUCGCUGGACAUGGCAGUAGAUUCGGCGUGCAGCAGCGCACCUGGUUCAGGGCCCAGUUCCCCUAACAACAGUUCACACGGCAACCUGAGCGAGAACGGAGUCAGUGUGACCAUCUCCACAUCAUCGAACGAGUCGUCACUAGCUCAGCGGUUAGCUGGUCAUGAUGGUUCAGUGGGUCAACGAUCUCUGUAUACGUCUCCUUCACUACCCAACAUCACACUGGGUCUGCCCGCUUCUGGUGCCAACAAUGUGAUGUGUACACAGCAGGACAGUGAGCGUUUGUCUAUGACCAGUUUACCCAUUACCACUCCAUUCCUGUCCAGCUCCAUUCCAUCAUAUCUUGGCAAUCCUGACACCACAAACUCCCACAAUACACUGCUGCAGCACAUGGUCCUUCUCGAGCAAUCGGCUUCACCCAGUCCUUUAGUAGCUGGUAUGGGGGGCGUCCCGCUACAGAAGCUGCGGCAUCACCGGCCGCUGGGCCGCACGCAGUCGGCUCCUCUUCCUCAGAGCACACAGGCUCUUCAACAGCUGGUGGUCCAACAGCAGCAUCAACAGUUCCUGGAGAAACACAAACAACAGUUCCAACAGAUGCACAUCAACAAGAUGUUGGGUAAACCGAGCGAGCGACAGCACCAGAGUCACCCGGAGGAAACGGAAGAGGAGCUGCGAGAACAACAGACCAUCACACAGACACAACAGAUUCACAUGAACAUCAACAUUAAACAAGAACCUCCUGAUCUACAAGAGGAUGAACAAGAGCUGCACUUCAAACAGCAGGCUCUUCUAUUGGAACAGCAGAGAAUUCAUCAGCUCAGAAACUAUCAGGCGUCAGUGGAGGCGGCUGGUGUGUCAAUCACUUUUCCAGGGCACCGCCCCCUUUCCAGGGCCCAAUCAUCUCCCGCGUCUGCAUCGUUCAUUAGUGUGCAAGAACAAUCUUCCAAAACUCAUUUCACCACAGGUCUGGUGUAUGACUCUCUCAUGCAGAAGCACCAGUGCAUGUGCGGCAACACAAACACACACCCGGAACACGCCGGUCGCAUUCAAAGCAUCUGGUCUCGACUGCAGGAGACGGGGCUGCGCAGCCAGUGUGAGUGCAUUCGUGGGAGAAAAGCUUCAUUAGAGGAACUACAGACGGUUCAUUCUGAAGCUCACGUGAUGCUGUACGGAACAAACCCACUACGACACAAACUAGACAGUUCUGUCAUAUCAAUGUUUGUGCGGUUGCCGUGUGGCGGUAUCGGGGUGGACAGCGACACGAUCUGGAAUGAAGUUCACUCGUCGAGCGCCGCGCGUUUAGCCGUCGGUUCUGUGGUCGAGCUCGUCUUUAAAGUGGCAACAGGAGAGCUGAAGAACGGCUUCGCCGUGGUUCGGCCACCAGGACAUCACGCAGAGGAGAGCACGCCGAUGGGCUUCUGUUACUUUAACUCUGUUGCCAUAGCAGCCAAACUCCUGCAACAACGGCUCAAUGUCAGCAGAAUUCUCAUUGUUGAUUGGGAUGUUCAUCAUGGCAACGGAACUCAACAAGCGUUCUACGAUGAUCCAAACGUUCUUUACAUUUCUCUUCAUCGUUAUGAUGAUGGCAAUUUCUUUCCGGGCAGCGGAGCUCCUGAAGAGGUGGGCAGCAGCUCCGGUGUCGGAUUCAACGUCAAUGUGGCGUUUACUGGCGGUCUGGAGCCACCGAUGGGUGACGCAGAAUAUCUCGCUGCCUUCAGGACGGUGGUGAUGCCGAUCGCUGACGAGUUCGCACCAGAUAUCGUGCUGGUUUCUGCAGGUUUUGAUGCGGUUGAUGGACAUCCUCCUCCACUCGGAGGUUAUAAACUCACCGCCAGAUGUUUAGGUCACAUGACUAAGCAGCUGAUGGGGUUAGCGGGAGGUCAUGUGGUGCUGGCGCUAGAGGGCGGUCAUGACCUCAGAGCCAUAUGUGACGCAUCAGAGGCAUGUGUGUCUGCACUGUUGGACGUCGAGCUGGAGCCGCUGCCAGCAGAGCUCUUGAAACAGAGACCCAAUGAAAACGCUGUGAACACUAUAGAGAAAGUUCUAGAAAUUCACAGUAAGUACUGGAGAUCUGUUCAGCGUUUCAAGUCCAGCGUGAACCGCUCGCUAACUGAAGCUCAGAGAGGCGAUUCUGAAGAGAACGAGACUGUGACGGCGAUGGCAUCUUUAUCCGUCACUGCGCUGAAGAAACGAGCGGAGGAUGAACCGAUGGAAGAGGAGCCGCCCAUGUAGAGGAAGGAGUUUAUGAAACCAAUGAGCUUUUCAGGGUAUCUGCGUCUAUUUGACUUUGUCUUGUCUCACGGAGACGCUCGUGGUGGGCGGCGGUGAGCAGAGAGACGUGUUGGUCAGAUAGCAUUAGCGCUAGCACUGUGGCCCGAUGAACACGCUCAUGCUGUUUUUGGAGAUCUCCGUCCUGUUGGCCCUGAUACACAAACACACAGGGCCAUUCAAGAGUCAGUACAUCGUUCUGACAGAUGACUGAAGAAAGAGGAAAAGUGUCCAACAAACCAUCUACAGGCUCCAGAAGACUGUAAUGUUUAAAGGUGCACUCCGUAAUAUUUUCUUCAUUCCAAAAGUUUUACCCCUAAAGAAACGCAUGUAUAAAAUCAUGAAGACUCCAGUCAUAUCAGUAACUUUAUAAAAGCUAUUUUAUUCUACAUGGAGAGGGUCCACACAUGGGGCGGCCACGUUAGGAUCACAUGACCAGACAUGCCACUAGGUGGCAGUGUAUGUCCAAAAUGACAUGCUUAAAAACCUCCUGAGUGCACCUUUAAAAACACGAGUCUUAGUUCAAGAUCUUCAUACACAGGGUGCCGCUGUGACUCAUCAAGCGUUUCUGAGCGAGUGCCUUACAUUGAACUGUGCAUUCAGACACGUAACUCCAGUGGAGGGUGAGGAGAGAUUCAGUCUGAAACGUACUGUCGGGAAAAUAAAUAUAUAGAUAUAUAUUUAUUUAUUUUUGUCUAAUGAUCUGUACAGACGCUUCAGAAUAUGGCUGCAAGUGACAUCACAGAUCUGUAUGUUAAACACUGUAUUUUCAUGAAGAAAAACUUUGCAUUUAUUUUCAGAGCGAUUCAUCGCAUGCGCAUUUCAAGAAACCUAUAAAACUGGAAUAUGGAAAUAACGGUGAAAUGUGAAACGAGUUUGCAUCAUGUGUUGCACCUUUUUUAACCAAGUCUUGUAAAUUGUUUUACACGUGUGUUACAAGAACACGAUUAUACUUUAAUGGUUUUGCCUUUUGGAUUUUUACAUGGAAAGAGUUGAGAAAGAUGCUGCCGUACCAAAUCAACUCGUGCACUACAAACCGAUGUUGAGACCGCUAUGUGCAUGAAGCGGGAUUAAUAUAAUAUGCAUGUGCAAAUCUGUUUUCAUUUUAUUUGCCCUAAAGUCUCAAUUAUCCUCUAAAACACUUCAGUGCAACUCUAAUAAAUAAACUCAAUUCAGUCACUCAUUAUUUAAUGGGUCAUUCCUAAUUUACAACAUUAUUCCUGUUCUGAAAUGUAUCCUGUAUUUUCUCUUGAUUUUUAUUGUAUUUGCGCUUGUGGAUUUUAUUUCACGGUUAUAUUUAAUACUACAUACUUUAAAGACUUUUAUUGGCUGUUCACAUUUUUUCUACCAUCGUCACAAAGAUCGUUUGUGUGAUUAAA
Molecule: messenger RNA, 4632 nt
Organism: Xyrauchen texanus (razorback sucker)
Lineage: Eukaryota; Metazoa; Chordata; Actinopteri; Cypriniformes; Catostomidae
Product: histone deacetylase 4-like
Exons: 27
Coding region: 191-3217 (1008 amino acids)
Biological process (GO): negative regulation of transcription by RNA polymerase II; chromatin organization
Cellular component (GO): histone deacetylase complex
Molecular function (GO): histone deacetylase activity
Source: RefSeq, a predicted model, not a curated record